CAUGCGCACAUGUCAGUUUAGAUGUCAACGGAGACAACGGACAGUUAGCGUUAGAGCUCGUAUCGGAGGGAAGUAAAACUGAAUUUCACUUAGAGCUACUCUAGCUCAAACAGCGUAAUGAGGUAGAGAAAUUAGACAGAUAAUUAGACUUACUGUGAUUACAAUUGACUGGCAUCGCCACGGUGAAAAUGGACCAGGAGUUUGAAGACAUAGAUUCAGAGGGCCGGUGGCAGAAACUGUACCUGGAAAUAAGGAAUCAGUCCCACGAGUGCUCUUACAAAGUGGCAAAGUAUCCAGAGAAUCGCAACCGAAACAGAUACAGGGAUGUCAGUCCAUUUGAUCACAGUCGCGUGAAGCUGGAAAGCACGGACAAUGACUACAUCAAUGCAAGUCUGGUGGUCAUGGAGGAAGCCCAGAGAAGUUACAUAUUGACUCAGGGCCCCCUGAGGAACACCUGUGGCCACUUUUGGCUCAUGAUCUGGGAGCAGAAGACCAAAGCGAUCGUUAUGCUUAACCGGGUCAUUGAGAAAGGCUCAGAAAAGUGUGCCCAGUAUUGGCCCACAGCGGAGGACAGGGAGAUGGCCUUCAGAGACACACGCUUCCUGGUCACGCUGCUGUCCGAGGACAUCAAGUCUUACUACACCACCAGAACGUUGGAGCUGCAGAACAUGAGUACGGGGGAGAAGAGAGAGAUCUACCACUUUCAUUACACCACGUGGCCAGACUUUGGUGUUCCCGAUUCCCCAGCGUCUUUCUUAAACUUCCUUUUCAAAGUGCGGGAGUCGGGAGCGUUGGGGCGGGACCACGGGCCGGCGGUGGUGCACUGCAGUGCUGGAAUCGGACGCUCCGGGACAUUUUCAUUGGUUGACACGUGUGUGGUCCUCAUGGACAAGAGGAAAGACCCCUCGUCGGUGGACAUCAAGAGCACCUUGUUGGACAUGAGGAAGUACCGCAUGGGCCUGAUCCAGACCCCGGACCAGCUGCGCUUCUCCUUCAUGGCGGUGCUCGAAGGAUCCAAGUGCAUCAAGGGAGAUUCCUCUGUACAGAACCGGUGGAGGGAGUUGUCCAGGGAAGAUCAGGAGCCGAUAUUAGAGUCUCCUCCCUCGACUCAGCCGCAGGCCCGGUGUUGCAACGGCAGCCAGCGUGGGGGUCAGCAACAGGGAGAGGGAGGAGACUACAGACAGGACGCCAAAGCACCAGCACAGUCUCCCUGCAAGGAGCAGGAGCAGGACGGCGGCACCACACACAAGCGACGCAGAGAAGACAGCAUCUCCAAAUCAGGCACAGCCAAGACAACCCAAAGCAAGCCCAGGACAAACGAGUCAGAGAAGAAGAGGAAAAGGGUGAAAACCAGCGACUGUUAACCACCUCAACCUGCGGCCGUGCACCUACAGCUCUGGCAGCAAAGCCAACACCGGCAGGGAUCUCCAGCUCUCUUCACCACUGCGUCCUUCUUCCUCGACUCCAAACCUCACCUAUCUGUCCAGCCCUGAAACAUGGCUCAGCUCUCCUCUCUCUUCUUCCUGUUAGCAGCAUGUCACUCCUCGGUGCUCCACCUCACUCUUUCAACCUCUCCUAAACUGUUUACAGCAGACACUUCGACAAUCUUUGAAGACGUACACACCAGCGCUUUCUCCCCCAGUCACACCUCAACCACCACCUGCUUUUGGAGUCAGAAAAUCUUAUUUUUUGCUUUAAUAUUAUUAUUAUUUGCAGCUUCUCCUUCUAUUAUGCCUGUUUGCAUUCAUGAAAUUAAGAAUGAUACUAGAGGCUAUGCAUUGCCAAUUUGUAAUGCUGUUCAUAUGUGUAUUUUUAGAAAGAAACUUUUUUCAGAGGCAAAAAUGUUCUAUUUUUUAUAAGAGAUUACUUGAAGUUUUUCACAGUGAUGGAGGUCGGCUAAAAUUAAAGCACUGCCUCCUCCCACAUGAGAAAUUCAGUGGCAUGUGAUGUUUCCAUGAUGUACAUAGUGUUCUUUUUAAAAAAGAUAUGUGUAAAAAGACAUAUUUUUGCUUGUAAAAAACAAAAUGAACGACAAUGUUACAGAUUUGAAUCCUGCGUAUAGAAACCUGAUUUGAUGACUUGUUCUCCUUUUGAAAUGAAAAUGUCUUAAGUUUCUCUGUCUCUUAGAGUGUAACCUACAAAUAAAACUGGUAUUAUCUAGUUUACAAUACAA
Molecule: messenger RNA, 2173 nt
Organism: Eleginops maclovinus (Patagonian blennie)
Lineage: Eukaryota; Metazoa; Chordata; Actinopteri; Perciformes; Eleginopidae
Gene: ptpn2b
Product: protein tyrosine phosphatase non-receptor type 2b
Exons: 10
Coding region: 189-1364 (391 amino acids)
Biological process (GO): negative regulation of receptor signaling pathway via JAK-STAT; negative regulation of ERK1 and ERK2 cascade; peptidyl-tyrosine dephosphorylation
Cellular component (GO): nucleus; cytoplasm
Molecular function (GO): non-membrane spanning protein tyrosine phosphatase activity; protein kinase binding
Source: RefSeq, a predicted model, not a curated record